UCACACGAGGACGCAAACACCUGAGUGCCGCAGCAGAAAUGCGGAAGUGCAGUGUGCGCACAGUUAUACAGAGGAUAAAUGUAAUGCGUGUUUUUCGGCUCGUGCUGCUGAUCGGCGUGUUUUAACCACGGAAGGAGGAUGGAUUCCCACGCGUGUCCCAUGUGGAUGUAGCAGUGUUUCAGCAGAAGAUCAGGGAAGUUUUGAGGUCAACUUCAACAUGUUUUUUAAGAGGGCCGAGGAAAACAUUGAGCUGUGGGACAGGCCCAAGGAUGGCUACAGCAUGGAGCCUUUACUUCCUUCAAUGCCUAUCCAUAAGUCCUUUGACUACGUGCUUGUGGCCCACAAACUGGAGAAUGAUGCAGACCUGAAGGCUCAGAGGCAGAAAGCCUUCAUUAACCAACUAGAAAAGAAAAAUAUCAGAGUUCAUAGAAUCGAGCAUGAAGAAAAGGUGUUCUUCGGCCUCCGUGCACCACCUGAGAUCUUUGAAGACUACCAGUACCUGUUGAAAGUCUCAGAUUCCUGUAACUGGUGUGGAGAUGUGAAGGGCGCCGUCACUCAAGCUACGAGGAUCCGAAUUGUCCACUACAUCAUCAAAAAUACCUUCAUCAACACUGGAGAAAACCUGGACGAGCUGUUGGUGAAGGGUGUGUUUGAGACCAAGUUCUGCCUUCAUCAGAGGGACAAGCAGAAGCAGCUGAAGAAGAAGUGGGCUCGAUGGUCGGCGCUAUUUACUGGUCAACCAUCCAAUGAUGUGAGGCGUUACUUCGGGGAGAAGGUGGCGCUCUACUACCUGUGGCUGGGUUGGUACACGAAGCUACUGGUGCCUGCUGCUGUGCUGGGCGUUGUGGUGUUCUUGUAUGGACUGGCCUUUUUCCAAACCAGCCCUCUCAUUAAAGAAGUGUGUGAGUCCAACAUCACCAUGUGUCCUCGAUGUGACAAAAGGUGUGAUGUGUGGCAGCUCUCAGACACCUGCACCUACACUAAGGUCAGCCAACUGUUUGACAACGAGGGCACUGUGGCUUUUGCUAUGUUCAUGGCAAUCUGGGCUACUCUAUUCCUGGAGCUGUGGAAGAGACACAGAGCGAUAUAUGUUUCCAAGUGGAAAGUGUACGACUGGUGUGAAGAGGAGGAAGAACUGAUCAUGGACAUCGUCAACGAUAAGUUCUGUAAACCCAAACAGUUCAGACACUCGUACUUCCGCAGCGCCCUGGUCCUCGCCCUGGUCACCCUCAUGCUGAUGAUUAUCAUUGGCCUGGCUCACGCCCUGGUGGUGUUCCGGGUUGUGGCGGCCCCGUUGUUAUCUGAAGGCAAGUGGGACUUCAUCAGCGAAAACGCCAACACUGUGGCUGUGAUGCUGGGAGCCGUCCUGCACUACGUCACCAUGCAGAUCAUGACUCGGGUAAACAGAUGGGUGUCUCUAAAGUUGUGUGAAAUAGAGAAGACCAACUCCUUCGCAGCCACAGAGAGAAGCUUCACAGUCAAGAUGUUUACCUUCCAGUUCUUCACCCUCUUCUCCUCCCUCUUCUAUGUGGCCUUCUUCCUGGGCAGGAUUAAUGGCCAUCCAGGAAACUAUGUGCGUAUUGCCGGGUACAGACUAGAGGAGUGCCAUCCCAGUGGUUGUUUGACUGACCUCUUCAUCCAGAUGGCUGUCAUCAUGCUGCUCAAACAGACUCUCAACAACAUCUUUGAGUUCACUGUGCCCUGGUUGAAGAGCCUCUGCAGCAAAAACGCCGCGAAGAAGCUGCAGAGGAAAUGCGGCUACUGCUACAGGAAAACCUGCCGCGACGACCAGGGGCGUAUCGAACCAUGUGACAUCUGUAAACUACGAGACUGGCUGCGUAACUACCACCUGGCCAACACCGACGCCUUCAGCCUCUUCAAUGAGUUCCUGGAGAUGGUUGUCCAGUUCAGUUUCGCCACCAUAUUUGUGGCGGCGUUCCCCCUGGCUCCGCUUCUGGCUCUUAUAAACAACAUCUUUGAGAUCCGCCUGGAUGCCAUCAAGAUGGUCCGUUUGGAGCGUCGGCUGGUGCCGAGGAAAACCAAUGAUAUCGGUAUAUGGACGAAAGUGCUGGAGGCCAUCGGCGUGCUGGCAGUGAUCGCCAACGGUCUGGUCAUCGGUGUCACGUCAGACUUUAUACCGAGACUUGUCUACCGCUACCGCUACGGGCCCUGCGCCACUGGAAUCACAGACACACAUUGCAUGCAGGGUUACAUCAAUGACACUCUGGCUGUGGCCAACUCCUCACACUUUUUACCGAAACAGAUGAUGACAGAAUAUGGUUUCAAUGUCACACAAUGCAGCUACAGAGACUACAGGAACAACGACUUCUCGUUGACGUCUCAGUUCUGGUUGGUGUUGGCCGUGCGCUUUGCCUUUGUCAUCCUUUUUGAGCAUGUUGUGGUGGUGUGUAAGUUUAUAGCUGCCUGGUUCGUGCCCAACAAUCCCAUCAGGGUGAAGAAUGCUCGGCUUCAUGACAAACUGGCAAGGCUGAAAGAUGAGCUAAGGGAAAGACAACGCAGCAAAUCAACAGAAGUUUAACACCGAGCAGAUCUGCUGCUACAAAAGCUCUGACUGAUUAAAAUCCCAAAUGAUGGAGUCUUGCUUUUUUUUUUUUUGUUUUCACAAAUAUAUUUCCUGUUAUGACAGGAAUCCUGGCUGGGAUGUUCUCAAACGCUGUACUAUAAUUGUAAUUUUAUUUUGUUAUUUUGCUUCAUGUGGCAUGAUGUAACUGGACUUUAUCUCUGACAUGUCACAAUGCAACUAUAACACGUCAGAGGUAAGAGAAAUGUGAUCGUUUUUGCAUUAAAAUGUAAGAAAUGUUUUUGUUUUUUUAGUUAACGUUGCCUUUUCUGUUAUUGUAACACUUAUGCAAAUAGUGAUAAAGUUGUGUUUCAGAGCUGGAUUUAAGCGUCAUAAUCAUGGAGUCAUUGGAUUCUUGGUUCUUAAUACAACAACAACAACAAAUCCUGUUAUAGAACCAGUCUAGUGUUUAGGGAUCUUGAUCUGUUGUGGUCAGCUGAAUGAACCUGUACAGUUUCAGUUCUUUGUAGUUUGCUUUUGGUCAAAAACUGGCCUAAUCCUAUAAAAAACUAAAUUAUACCUUCUCUAGAUUCUUCUUGGAUCAGGCCCCAUAAGAUGUUUUCUAUGUGUUUAUAUUUGAAGCUUUACGUUUCAUGAAACAGUCCUCAGAUCCAGCUAAUCUAGAUGAUUUAACCCUCUUUAUUAUCCUUAAAUAUCUUCACGUUUUCAUUUAAGGUGUACUGUUAACAUUGAAAACUUUAAGAUUCUAAAUGUGUUCUAAAUCUGUUUUUUUUAUUUAUAGGCCUACAAGUAAUGUACUAGACAGUGUUCAUGGUGCUAAACACACCUAAAAAUGUGACCUAGAAAUGUAUUAUCUUAGCGCAGGUGUGAAUGAGGCAACAGGGUACUUUACCUAGAGUUUAAUAUGAAAUGCUGUAAUAUCCAGGCUACAACAGAGCAAUGCUUUUAUUACCUUCUGCCCUUGCCGCAGGGUAGUCAUCAGUUCAUCAUCCAUAUGUGCAAAAACUUUGGUGUGGACUGGAGGCCGUGGGUUUUCAAGUGUGGGCACUUUAUGUUUUCAAAUUAAAACUCAAAUAAAUAUAA
Sphaeramia orbicularis (orbiculate cardinalfish) is the source of this 3625-nucleotide messenger RNA. It is a transcript of the gene ano9b, whose product is annotated as anoctamin 9b. NCBI's taxonomy places the organism in Eukaryota, Metazoa, Chordata, Actinopteri, Kurtiformes, Apogonidae. Bases 218 to 2539 code for a protein of 773 amino acids. The transcript is spliced from 24 exons. Gene Ontology annotation, cellular component: plasma membrane. The record is from RefSeq and is a predicted model, not a curated record. Gene Ontology annotation, molecular function: chloride channel activity; protein dimerization activity. Gene Ontology annotation, biological process: chloride transmembrane transport.